AUGGUGGUGGAGGGCGACCUGGAACGAAAGGAUGUCGGCGCCGGAGUCGGGCUCAACACGGACGAGGCCAAAGCAGCAGGGGCCGCGGGUGGGUUGACGUGGAUGGGUGCUGGAGGAGCAUGGGCGUCGGGAGGCGCCGGAGGUGGAGCAUGGGCGUCGGGAGGCGCAGGAGGUGGAGCAUGGGGGUCAGGGGCAGCUGGAGGAGGAUUUUGCCCAACAGGGCAGUCAUGCCAGGAAGGAUGUGUGGAAUCUGGUGCCAGCGUGUGUUUUGAGCCAGAUCCGACCACGGCUUCCACCGCACAUCAAUGGCAAUAUGUGGGAGAAGGACACGGCUCCUAUAACCCGGUGACCAAAGUGCACUACGUUGGGGCGGGCCUGGGUGCCUAUGAAAAGGGCGAGGCAGUGUCGCACGGCGGAUAUCGAUGCCGGACGUGUUGCGUCGCGAUCAUCGGCGUGGUCCUUUUCAUUGCCAUCUUCUUGAUUGUGCGUCCUUUCUUUUACGACGAGGAACAUGCCGUCCCGUUCAUGGAUGCUCCUCACGACUGCUCCCUUGACGUGAAGACCUGGCAGACCUCGUGGGAUGAGUCGAAAAAGGCUUACUGCUGCAUCGAGGUGUACGUCGGCUGCAAGAUGGAUUAUGAUGAAACCACGACGGAGCCGGCAGUCCACACCAUACAGCAGAUCCACUACGUGACGCGGAUCCACAGGGUACCUCAGAAAGUCUACGUCCGGGAGCCUUAUCAAGUUCAGAAAGUGGUGAAACACGUGGUCAUGAAGCCGCAGAAGACCGAGUAUGAUUGUGAUCGUGGUUUCGACGAUUGGCACAACAAGUGGUCGCUCCGUCAUCAGCGAUACUGCUGCUACUUGCGCAGAAGGGGCUGCGCAGUCAAAGUGGUGAAUCAUGACAAGUACAUCACCGUGACACACAUGAAGCUGGUGCCGGAGUAUAUUCAUAUGAAGCCAUCAAAAGAACAUGACGUCGUUGUCCCCAAGUAUGUGCCGCACCCUGUGCCUUCCAAACCGAUCAAGAUCGAGGUUGCCGGUCCACCUCGCUACCACUACCGCGACGUGAAAAAGUACAAUUACAUUCAAGUCCCUACCCCGGGCAAGCCGCACAUCGUAGUAAAGAAGGUCCCAGUACGCGUGCCAGCAGCCCCGAAGAUUAUCCAUGAGCAGACGGUAGAGGUCGUGCACCAGCGACACUUCAACUGCGCAGCUGGCCUCUCGAACUGGUUCUUCGGAUGGUCACAGGACAAGAAAGAUUGGUGCUGCAGCCACGAGAGCCAAGGAUGUCCGGGCACUUGGCACGGCCAUAUGCACUUGGUCACAAAAGUUACCGGUCACGUGGGCCAUGCACACGAGCACUUGUACGAUUGCAAUGCCGGGUUCUCUGACUGGAUGCAAGGAUGGUCGGACUCCAAGAAGGAAUGGUGCUGCGAACAUCAGAACCGUGGUUGCGCCCCUCACCAUUGCGACGGGGAAGCUUCGGACUGGACUCAGGCCAAACGUGACUGGUGCUGCGAUCACUUCCAGACGGGCUGCCCAGAGACCACAAUGUCCCCCUACAAAUGCGAUGCCCCUUGCACCCACAAGGGCGAAACCGCCACCUGUGCGGACCGCUUGAGCUGGGCCGAACACCAUUUGUUCUCAGGAAGGGGAAAUGCCUGUGCUCUGGCUUACAGUCAGGUUCAAGUGGAUUGCGAUGUGUGCAGGGCUUGUACAAUUGGAGAAGCCGGCUGCACCGUCCAUGUGGACACGUCGCCUGCCUUCGACUGCAAUGCAGCACUGAACAACUUUUUCCGGGCGUGGUCCCCAGCAAAGAAGCAUUGGUGCUGUACAGAGCAAGGCAAAGGUUGCGAAGGCACCUCUCCCCCUCAUGUUGACCCCGGCUUUGGCAUGGUCUGGAAGCGCAACCAAGUGAAUGGCUAUUGGACGUGGAUUGCCGUCCGUGGCGGUGCUAAAGUUCAGAGCCUCCCCUACGACUGCCACGCCGGCCUCACCAACUCCAAGUUCGGUUGGUCCGGGGGAAAGAAAGCUUGGUGCUGCGCAAACCAGCACCUUGGUUGUGGUGGAGGUAUUGGAGGUGCAGGUGGCGCCACAUAUGUCACACACCACACAGUGACUUAUGUCACGCAUGGCGGUGGUGCAGGUGGGGCUGCCGGGGCUGCUGGGGCCGCUGGGGCCGCUGGUUCCGCUGGUGCCGCAGGUGCUGGAGGCCACCCCCCCGGUGUAGCGGCGGCAGGGAUGGUUUGGCACUGGAGCCAUGCCGGAGGUGAGUGGCAUUGGGUCCAGCAGCACUUGGUCGGCAGUCCCGAGUUCGACUGCAACGCAGGCUUUGACAAGUGGAAGGUCGGCUGGUCGAUGCCCAAGAAGAGCUGGUGUUGCCACAACAUCGGCAAAGGAUGCCUAUGA
Molecule: messenger RNA, 2412 nt
Organism: Symbiodinium sp. CCMP2456
Lineage: Eukaryota; Dinophyceae; Suessiales; Symbiodiniaceae
Source: the annotation of a GenBank genome assembly